AAAGCAAAGACAGGGCUGCGAGCGAUAUCAACAAACAACACUCUCGUAUAGUCAAUUUGCCUUUGUUCUCAACUUUCCCUUUUCUCUUAUCUCUUUCACUAGGGAUUGCAGAGCAGUAGCAGCAGCCACAACUUUAACACAAUCCAAAUCAGACCAUCAACCAUGGAUUGAUUCUAUUCCCUAAUCCUUUCGCUGCUUAAUUUCUCACACUUUUUCUCGUUUUAAUCACUCAGUGUUGUUGCUUACUGUUACCAUGCGCGAUCUCUUAGUCGUGCCUUGGUUUUGGAUCCUUUUAGUGAUUUGAAACUAGUGAAGUGAGUGACUUGCUGUCAUGGAAGAUACAGAGUCGGUUUCGACACUCAUAGACUCCACGACCUCCAAGAUACAGCAACUUCAGAAAGCAUUUGCGGAACUUGAAAGUCACAGGGCUGUAACUCUCAAUUUGAAAUGGAAAGAACUUGAAGAACAUUUCCAUGGGCUUGAAAGGUCCUUGAAGAGGCGUUUUCAUGAGUUGGAAGAUCAGGAAAAGGAGUACGCAACCAAAACAAGAAGAGCCCAAGAAAUGUUGGAGAAGCGGGAAGCUGCCGUUUUAGCCAAGGAACAUGCUUCAUUGGAGAGGCUCCAAGAGAAAAGAGAUGCUGCUGUGUUUGCCAUUGCUCAUGCACUACAGAAGAAUGGGCAAGGAUCAUCUGCAGAACCUGUUGUUGUGACCAGUGAUGUUCAAUUUGAGCUCCCAUCUAUUGAAUACCAGCCACAUGAUACCAUGGCUGCUGUGGCUAAUAAUUCUUCUGAAAAUGGAAUUAUGGAGGUGAUGUCUUAUCCAGAGUUAACCAAACUAUGUGGGGCAAUGGACUCAGAAGGGCUGCAUAAGUUUAUCUCGGACAAUCGAAAGAACCUUGCUGUCCUGAGGGAGGAAAUUCCUCUUGCUUUAAAAGCUGCAGAAAACCCAGGCCAAUUGGUUUUGAACUCUUUGGAAGAUUUCUAUCCCAUGGAGGUGCCAAAUGUUGAUGUAAAGAAAGAUUCAGGCCUAUUGGGUCUUCGGCGGACCUGUAUCAUGUUGAUGGAGUGCCUUAGCAUUUUGCUUACAUAUAGAGAUCUUGUUUCUAUUUCUGAUGUAAUCUCAGAAGACGUUAAAGAGCAGGCGAAGGCAAUUGCUGAAGAGUGGAAACCCAAGUUGGAUGCCCUAGAUGUGGAUGAUAGCAAUGGGAACUCCUUGGAGGCACAUGCUUUCUUGCAACUUCUAGCCACCUUUGGCAUUGCUUCUGAUUUUGAUGAGGAAGAACUAUCCAGGCUAAUUCCAAUGGUAUCUCGUCGUCGUCAAGCUGCUGAACUCUACCGUUUUCUUGGAUUGUCAGAGAAAAUGCCAGGUGUAAUUGAAGUACUGAUAAAUAGUGGAAGGCAAAUUGAUGCAGUUAACUUGGCUUUUGCUUUUGAGUUGACAGAGCAGUUCUCGCCUGUGCCUCUAUUAAAAUCAUACUUGAAGGAAGUAAGAAAAACUUCUCCACCUGUGAAGCCUGGAAAUGCAUCACCAAUUGCUGUUCAGAAUGAUGUCAAUGAACGGGAGCUGACUGCUCUUAAGGCUGUGAUAAAGUGCAUUGAAGAGCAUAAGCUUGAAGAGCAGUAUCCUGUCGACCCACUUCAAAAGCGUCUUGUUCAGCUGGAGAAGGCCAAGGCAGACAAGAAAAGAGCAACUGAAGCUGCCAAGCCUCAACCCAAGCGACCACGUGCUAAUGGUGUUGGCUGUGGGCCCCGUGUCACUAACAUUGCUGCUGAAAAGACAUUCUAUCCUAGAGUCGCGGAUAGGUACCCGCAGUACAUGUAUGACAGACCAUAUGUUUACCCCAGCCACACUGACAAUCACGGCCCACCUCUUAUGGGUUCUGCUACUUACAACUUCUCUCACAGUCAUGGCAACUACUUUGGAAAUGGCUACCAGUACCAGGCCCCGUAUCUUCACUAGUUAAUAAAGAUGGCGAGAAAAGGUGACUGAUGCUGAUUUUAACUGUUAGCCUUAACCCUCCAGUCCGAUGAUGUUGUAUGAAUGAAUUUAGUUAUCUAAAAAACUAAACGAAAACUAUUCUGUUAAUUUUAAUCUGCUGUACAAGAGUUAAUUUGAUCUUCUAAUAUAUGCACUCUGUUUUGUGUA
Ricinus communis (castor bean) is the source of this 2146-nucleotide messenger RNA. Its product is annotated as FRIGIDA-like protein 3. Lineage: Eukaryota; Viridiplantae; Streptophyta; Magnoliopsida; Malpighiales; Euphorbiaceae. The record is from RefSeq and is a predicted model, not a curated record. The transcript has 5 exons. The coding region runs from base 332 to 1960 and encodes 542 amino acids.